Molecule: messenger RNA, 3813 nt
Organism: Acipenser ruthenus (sterlet)
Lineage: Eukaryota; Metazoa; Chordata; Actinopteri; Acipenseriformes; Acipenseridae
Product: scm-like with four MBT domains protein 1
Exons: 21
Coding region: 493-3075 (860 amino acids)
Biological process (GO): regulation of DNA-templated transcription
Cellular component (GO): nucleus
Molecular function (GO): histone binding; transcription corepressor activity
Source: RefSeq, a predicted model, not a curated record
UGUUUUUAAGGUCAGUGGACUUUCUGUGCGCGUCGGCUACAGAACAACAACUGAACACAACACUGGGAACAUUCCGGGACGAUUUAUUUAGAUUUAUAUAUUUUUAUUUAUAAACAAAAAAAAGAACAUUUAAUUUUCUAGAGCGGGCGGUAAAAAUAUUGAACGCAAUUAUUAUUAUUAUUAUUUUUAAUAAAUAAAUAGUGUGUUCCUCCAAACAGAGCAGUAUUGUCGGGUGUGCGAGUAUGCGUUUCGAGGUUGGAGCAUGCGCAGAGGCAGGCUGUGCCAUAUUGGAAUGAGGCAGCGGACACUGAGAGCAGAGCUCGGAGAGACGGCUUUUAAAAUCGACCUGGAAAAACUCGGACCAGGAGUUGGUGUGGAUGUUCUGAAACACUCUGGCAGUGCAAAGAGAGAGAGAGUCUGCCGAUGAGAACACAGCUGUGAGAGCCAGGGAGGGAGGAGAGAUCCGGCGCAGACAACCUCACACCCAGGGGAAUGAGUCAGAGCCGCCUGGACAUGAGCAGCAGAGAGCCCCAGGACACAGAUGCUGUGUCAGGCCUGGAGGACUCGGAGUUUAACUGGGAUGAGUAUCUGGAGGAGACUGGAACCACUGCCGCCCCCCACAGCUCUUUCAAGCAUGUGGAUCUCAGCCUGCAGAACGGGUUCAGCUCCGGGAUGAAGCUGGAGGUGGCGAACAAGAGCGACCCCGAGACGUACUGGGUGGCGUCCAUCAUCAUGACGUGCGGGCAGCUGCUCCUCCUGCGCUACGACGGCUACGGGGAAGACCGCCGCGCAGACUUCUGGUGUGACAUCAUGACUGCUGACCUGCACCCCAUCGGCUGGUGCGGACAGAACAACAAAGUGCUCAGACCCCCAGAGGGUAUCCGGGACAAGUAUUCGGACUGGGGUGCCUUUCUGGUGCAGACGCUGUCUGGGGCGAGCAGUGCUCCUGCAGCCCUGCUGGAGGGGCCUCACCGGGGCAGGAACCCCCUGGACCUCCUGGCUCCCGGGUCCCUGCUGGAGCUGCAGGACCGGGAGUGGCCCCUGCAGGCCUGGCUCGUGGUGGUGGAGGAGAACACGGGCGGCCGGCUGCGGUUCCGCUACGCCGGGGCUGAGAAGCGUGCCGAGCACCGGCGCUGGCUCUUCUACCUGGACCCCUUCCUUCAUCCCGUCGGCUGGGCCAGGCAGCAGGGCCUCUCUCUCACACCACCCGCAGCUGUGAGGGGGCUGAAGAGCGAUCUUGACUGGCAGGAGGUCUUGCAGGGCGUUCUUGGGGAGACAGUGGAGUCCGCGGUGCCUGAGCAGUUCUUCAAGGACAAGCCUGUGAUCGGCACUCAUUCAUUCUCAGCUGGGAUGAAGUUAGAGGCUGUGGACCCAGCAGCACCUUUCACUAUCAGCCCAGCGACUGUGACCAAGGUUUUCAGUGAGAAGUAUUUCCUGGUUCAGAUAGAUGACCUUCGCUCAGAGCAGGCGGGGGCCAGUGCGUUCGUGUGUCAUGUGACCAGCGGGGGGAUCUUUCCUGUGCAGUGGUGCCUGAAGAACGGGGUUCACCUCACCCCUCCCAAAGGUUACCCAGGACAAGACUUUGACUGGGCUGACUACCUGAAACAGUGCAGCUCAGAGGCAGCCCCACAACACUGCUUUUCAACGGACCUGCCUGAUUUCGGAUACACAGAGAACAUGAAACUGGAGGCAGUGAACCCCCUGAGCCCGGAAGAGAUUCACGCUGCCACGGUUACCAAGGUGAAAGGUCAGCACAUCUGGCUGCAUCUGGAAGGUUCGAAGAAGCCAGUCCCAGAGUGCAUUGUGCACGUGGAAUCCAUGGACAUCUUCCCAGUGAGCUGGUGUGAAACCAAUGGAUACCCGCUGAGCCAUCCCCGAAAACCCAAAGUCAAGAAGCAAAGGAAGGUCGCUGUGGUGCAGCCGGAAAAACAAGUGGCACCCAGAAACACCGCGCACGACGGCUUGAGGAGCCAGGACUACAACUCCAGCGAGUCAGGGCUCGGAAACGGGAAAUACUGCUGUCCGAAAAUCUACUUCAAUCACCGGUGCUUCUCGGGUCCGUACCUCAACAAGGGCAGGAUUGCGGAGCUGCCUCAGUGCGUGGGGCCUGGCAGCUGUGCGCUGGUGCUCAAAGAGGUCCUCACCUUGCUGAUCAACGCUGCCUACAAGCCGAGUCGGGUCCUCAGGGAGCUGCAGCUGGAUGAAGAGGCUCGCUGGCAGGGGUACGGAGAGACCCUCAAGGCCAAGUACAAAGGGAAGAGUUACCGCGCCACGGUGGAGAUCGUCAGGACGGCCGACCAGGUGCCUGAUUUCUGCAGGAAGACCUGCAUCAAGCUGGAGUGCUGCCCCAACCUGUUCGGACCGAGGAUGGCGCUGGAGCGCUGCUCCGAGAACUGCUCAGGGCUGACCAAGACCAAGUACACUCACUAUUACGGGAAGAAGAGGAGCAAGCGCAUCGGCCGCCCCCCGGGGGGGCACACCAACCUGGAGGGGGGGGUCAAGAAGCCCAGCAAGAGGCGGAAACGACGCAAGCACUUCUUUGUGCACAAGAAGAAACGGUCCCCGGCCUCGCUGGACAACACGCCCGCAGGAUCCCCGCAGGGGAGCGGAGAGGAGGAGGAUCUGGACGAGGAGGAGUCUGGCAGCGAGGACUCGGGUUCGGAGCAGCAGGACGAGCUCAUGGAGGACUCGGAGGUGUCCGAGAAGAAAUCCCAGCCGUCCUCCCCCUCGCAGGGAGACAAGAGGAAGAGGAAGAGCCGCACGUUCUCCUUCUCCGACGAUGAGAACAAGCCCCCCUCCCCCAAGGAGCUGAGGUCCGAGGUGGAGGACAGGCUGCAGCUGGAGAGCAGCCCCCUGGACUGGAGCGUGGCCGACGUGGUCCGGUUCAUCAAGACCACGGACUGCGCCCCUCUGGCACGGAUAUUCCUGGAUCAGGAAAUCGACGGGCAGGCUCUGCUGCUGCUCACCCUGCCCACUGUCCAGGAGUGCAUGGACCUGAAGCUGGGCCCCGCCAUCAAGCUGUGCCACCACAUCGAGAGGGUCAAACUCGCCUUCUACCAGCAGUACGCCAACUGAGGGGCUGGAGGAACGGAGCCGCUCCAGGCAUGCAACUCUCCCUGACACGAGAGCGUGAUCGCUGACAGAAUCCCAGGGGCCUCGCGCAGCGCAGCACUGUCUGCAGUGACGCACGUCUAUCGCGAUGGACUUGCACAUCACAGCCUGGGUAUUUAAUGGGUUGUCAGUCAGCUCAGGUGACACCUGCAGCACGUGAAGGCAUUCUUACCAGCGUUCUGCAGGAAACAAAGUGCUUCAUCCGGCUGCAAAAACACAUGUGAAACGUGAUCAUUAAUACUCCAGCAAAUCACAGCAUGUGAAUUAACGCUUCUCCGAAGGUCAGGAGUGUCCUCCAAUCACAGCCUGUGAAUUAAUGCUUCUCCGCAGGUCAGGAGUGUCCUCCAAUCACAGGGGCUCUCGGCAAACGCAGUGUUUACCCCAUCUUCUUCCCUGAGCGGCUCCGUAAUCUCUGCACCCCAGACUCGGCAUCACAAAGCACAAAACUAAACAAGAAAAAUAAUAACAAGGACUCGAAUUGAGGAUCGUUGAAAAUGUAAUCUCGCUGAAGUGGAAGCGACCUGGUGGUGGAUAUACAGGGACGUGUACAUUACUUUGAUGUACAUGCUUUAUAAAGUGUGAAAUUCAUUAUUAAAUGGGACUUCCUGUACUGACAAAGCACACAAUAUUAUUAUUAUUAUUAUUAUUAUUAUUAUUAUUAUUAUUAUUAUUAUUAUUAUAAAUUGUAUUAUUAUUAUUAUU